GUAAAUACAUACUGUAUAUAUAGCGAAAUGAGCACACAAACUCGUUCCGGAGGUGGCGGCGGCGGUGGUGGUGGCGGUGGUGGCCGUAACAAGUCCAAGGCCAAGCACCAUGAAAACAAGGAAAAUUUGGCCAAGGACGAAGGUCAGAACCAACCACAGCAGCAUCAACAUCCGAAAGGAGGAUCCGAAAGGGCCCCGAAUGCCAACAAUGUAAGUGGAAAUGAUGGGUCCAUGACUGCGACUGGCGUGUCAGUUGGCGGAGGUAAAGGAGGUGACCAUCAAAAACAGAAGAACAGCGGUGGCAACAAGGGCACAGAUAACACCGGCCCCAAGGUAGUUGAUGUGAAGGAAAAGCCGCAGAAAGAUACCGGCGCCAGUGGUGGGGCCACGGGAGGCAACAGCGAGAAAUCCGGCGGAACAACAGGAGCAUCAUCGGGCGGAACCGGAGCUGGCAGUGGAGGAGCCACCGCUACCCACACCGCGGUGAAGGCCAAACAACCGACCGCCGAACAGAUUCGCAUUGCCCAGAUCACAGACAUCAAGAGUGGAAUGGACGAUCCGAAGAUCCAGGAGAAGAUCCAAAGCUUGAUGGAAACAACGCAGCGCUCGGAGGAGGAGGUGUGCUGCGCGUUGCAGGAAUGCGACAGUGAUCUCGACCGUGCGGUGAUCUUUUUGCUGGAAACACUUCCCGUGGGAGCCUUUGCGACGACGUCCAAGAAAAAGAAAAAUAAAUCUCAGGCUGCUGCUCAGAAGGACGGUGAGGAUGGCGAUUGGGAGACGGCAGGCCCGGUGACGAGCGGUAGCAGCGGUGUCCAGCUCGGUGGCAUCAAUGUGGAUCUUAAAGAGCAGCAGCGUCGUGGUGGCAACCGUGGCGGUCCUGGAAAUCAACGAUCCGGUGGUCCGGGACGUGGUGGUCGCGCCGGUGGAGGCUAUCGCGAAGGAGGUGGUGAUCGUGAUCGGGACCGCGACCGCAACGGGUACGAUAAGGGCGGCGAGGGAGGCGGUUAUCGUAAUCGGGCAGGUGGUGAUGGUGGUCGCAUGCGUGGAGGCCGUGAUGGUGGCGGUCCGGGUGGACCAGGUCGUGGUAACUACGGAUCGCGGGGAGGUCGUGGUGGAGGCCCGCGUCUCGGAACACGCGGACCGGGUUCUCGGGAUCCGAAUCGAGGCUCUCGAAUGGCUAACAACGAUCAUCAGGAGAUCGAUUCGUGGGAUCCGGUUACCACGCCGGCGAACGCGAAUGAUCUCAAACCGGAAGAAAGCUCCACCUUCACUGACACGUGGGGUGAUUGGGACAACGAGGAAUACACGGGAUCGUUGUCGGAUACCAAAGUUUUUACGGCAAGCUCGACUACGCCAACCUCGACUACGUCUACCGCCGCUGCGACGCAACAACAGUCGCAACCAGCGCAGCAACCGACGCAGACUGGAGUUUUACCGGUGGCAUCCAAUUCAGCUGAGCUGACGGCACCACCUGGACUAGAGCAACAGGUACUAAAUCCACCGCAGACUAAGGAACCUGAGUUGGUGCAGCAGUACAGUACGACCGUCGUGUCUAGUACGGCGACGGCUGCGGUAGCUGCGGGAGGUGCAACCGGAACGGCAACUGUCGUACCGCAGUUUCCGGAUCUUCAUCCAAGCACUCCAAACACGGCAACUGCUGCUCAGCACCUGCGACAGGCUCUUGGUGACAUGCCAACGAUGAACACGUCUUCGUCGCUGUCCGCGGAACAAACACAGUAUUUUAGCACUUUAUCAUCUCAGAAUUCCAAUCUCCAGCCGGUGCCGAAUGCCGCCGGUGGCUAUCAGCAGCAGGCACAGCCAGUCGUGGUACCUGUUGCCGUGACGCCGUCAGCACCGCAACCUCAGCAACCCCAGCCUAAUUCCGUGCAAUAUUCGACAACUUACGGUGGGGCUGCCAACGAGGCUGGUGCUGGUGGGGCGCCGACUAGCUACGCGGCUGCGGCAACGCAACAACCGCCCGUGCGACGACAACGGGCUCGUGUGCCACCGCCGUCCAAAAUCCCGUCCACUGCGGUGGAAAUGCCUGGUGAUAACAUGAACAAUAUCGGCUACUUGGAUGUGCAGUUUGGUGGGCUCGAUUUCGGUGCGGACGACUCGUUCGAUACUGUUGUGACGGACAAAUUUAACUCUACCGGUGGAAGCACUGGUGCCGGUGUGAUUGAUCAGCAAUCGUCGUCGGCACAGGCACCUUCUGUUGUAUCCCAAGCGACGCAAUCUGUCGGCCAAACGUCGCAAACGCAGGCCUUGCAACAGCAGGGAACGCAGGUGCCGCAGGCGUCGGUGGGCGGAGUGCAACCUCAAGCGGUUCAAACGCAGUUGCAGCAGCAACAGCAGCAGCAAGGUGUUUCACAAGGACAACAACAGGCUCCACAGCAACAAGACGUUAGCGAAUAUCAGUCUAAGGUGGGAGUGAGCGGAGGCGUCGUCACCGGUAGCGUUGUUCCAAACAAUCUCCAGUCGAAACCGUCCAACCUUCCCGGUGCACCUGGAUUGACUUCGUCGCAAAUUAUGCCUGGACAGGGUCCUGCAGAAGCGCUUUCCUCUCAGAGCGACGCCAUGGCUAACAGUUACGCGCAACGUAACAAUGUGACUGGUUCCGUUUCGUCGUCCGUUAGUGCUGGAGCAAAUUCCAUGAGUAAUGCUGCUGCAGCGUUGGAUCAGCUAACGAAAUCGGACCCCUACGGUCCCUCGGCAGGUACGAAUACGGCCCUGAGUGGUGGUUAUCAAAACGCACCAUACUCUUCUACACAAGCCAACAAAACUCCUUCGUAUCCUCCUUCCGGUGCACCGCAAGGCUACAACAAUAUGAGCUAUUCUAGCAAUCAGGUGACUAAUGCCUAUCCACCUUCGACGAACAACUACAGUUCGUAUAACCAAGGCAAUGUAAACGUGUAUCAACCGCCGAGUGGAGGCGUCACGAGUAACGUACCGAAUAACAGUGCUGGAAAUUCGGUUGGAGGUGUUUCGAAUCAGUCAAACCUGCCGGUGAAUAACAACGCAGUAAACAAUAACAGCUCGAACAAUAAUUCUGGUGGCUACUUGUCUAGCCAGUAUCCGGUUAAUCAGACGUCGUCUGCGUUCCCGUCGCAACAAAACUAUCAAAACAGUUCACAGAACGUGUACGGAAAUACCGGACUGAACAGUAAUACAGGGUAUUCUGGAAGCACAAACACUACAUCUGGCCAGUAUGGUAGUAAUUUUAGUACGUCGAAACUUAAGGACACGCCGGUGGUUUCAACGCCAUUUGAAAGUGUGGCAUCCAGUACGGUUUCGAAUAGCAGUACGAAUAAUUCCAAUAACAAUGUGACCAGCUCGUCCUCGCUGCCCAUCAGUUCCGUGGUAUCCACGACAACGAAAAGCAGUAGCAGUAGCAGCGGAACGGGUGUACUCCCUAAUGUGCCGAUGGUCAAUCCAUAUAUACAGGCACCGGGACUACCAUUCUAUCAACAGGCCACUGUCUAUUCGUAUGAAGAUCUGCAGCUAAUGCAGCAACGUAUGCCGCAUGUGCCUGGUUUUUACGACAUCAACUACCAGACGCCUACGAGUCUCGGCGCGGCCGGUGUACGCGACGCGAACCUUGGUUCCGUCGCAUACUCGACCAUGUCCGAUGGUCGGUUCGCGCGAACCGAUAAUAACUCGUCACCAGUUAGUAGUGUUCCCAGUUCCUUGUCCCAACAAACAGGGUCUGGUGGUCCUAUGUUGAACUUGCCAUACGCUUAUUUUUACGGCGGCAAUAUGGUGCCGGCCAGCGGCUACCAAUAUGGCACACCAGCAAUUUUUCCUCAACAGAUGGCGACCAACGCGGCAACUUCCGGUGGUCAGUUCCAAAAGCCAGCAUAUAAUACGUACGGUUCUGCGACCGGAUACGAUACGCUAGGCCAAUCGGGUCAGGAUUAUAACAAGAAUUCCUAUCCAGCGUCGAUUGUGGGACAGCAGCAAUCGAAAGGACAAACUGUGGCCAACCCUCAAUCUGGCUCUGGCAGUGGAUCCGAUAUGGCUCCGUCAAUGUAUGGCAAGAACCAUGUCACAAUUAACAAGGUCAAUUAUGACAAACAAUCGUUCAACUCGGGAACUCCACCGCCCUAUAACAUCGCUGGAACCCAGACCGCGGGUGCUACAUCUGGACAACCCUAUGGGCAGCACUUGGCAUACAUCCCAACGAUGCCUACGCAUCACAAUAUCAAUAUGCAUCAAACAAUGCAUCAGGAUUCCAACAGCAGCGGUCAAAGACCGCAGACAAAUAACCAGGGAAAGACUGCUAAUAAGCAAGGCUAUUCUCCGUCUUAUUGGGCUGGGCAGCACUAAACACGUAAGGAAGGAAGGCAGGAUGUCGUCGGAAGAGCAAACAAGAAGCGCUAUAAUGUAUAAACACGAGGUAGUGUGAUUUCGAUAGAUUCUUUCCAAUAAUAAACAAAACGACACACAACAAAACAGGAAAACACAACAUCCGCAUACGAUUUGAACAGGAAGGGACAGAAUGGAGAUUCGACAAGCAGUGAAAGAUAGACAGAACAAGAGAGAAGUAGCGAGAGAGAGAGAGAUAGAGAGAGAAGUAAAGAGGAGAAUAUAUUUAGCGUCAACGGAUCGACCAUCAGUGUCCCCUGAUCUCUUAAGGAAGGAAUGGUUCCGUAUUACGUUUAUAAUUCACGCAUAACAUACCAUACGCAUUGCAUUGCAUACACGACCUCGAGAUAGUAUCGUACAUUAACAAAAAUAAACACAUUUUUCAUACAUAAGUCAAGUGAAAAUGCAAACAAAUACAAAUUUAAAUUAUCUACAUCACAAAGCAGUGAUGAUAGUGGCAUGUCAAUAAUGGGGAGCUAUGUAUUUAAUUUGUAAGCAUCGUCUCUGAAUCAGGAUGGAUGUUUCGGCAGAGGCAAGUGAAAACAUGUGGAAAAUGGUUGAGUAUGCUAGUUAGGAGAAAUAACAAACAAACAACAAUUUUCGUAACAGGCGCUCUGUUGAGUUUCAUUUGAAUUGAAGAGAUAUCGAUACAUUAAAUCAUGGCAAAAUUUUUCUCAAACCAAAAGAAAUCCCAUGUUGAUAUGCUUUUACGAAAGCAAACUAAAGAAAUUUCUUGAGCAGAUAUUUCACUUUCCAAAGAUUUAUAGUUUGCAUAAACUUUGUGCUUCGAACAAUUUCACUUACUCGUCUGGGUGGAAGUACUUGCACGUGUGUGUGUUGUGCGUGUUUUUUAACGGACUUUUAUUCUGUAUCGCCACCUGCAAGCAAAUUCUCAGAUGUAAAACAACACCGAGCACAAACCUGACCUAGAUAGAAACCUAAUGUGCAUGAUGCGAUUUGGGAAAAAAAAGCAUUCAUGAAGCACAUUCUUCGAGUUGAAGAAUGAAGCGAAUGUCGCAGGCAUUCUACAUGAUCUCUCUGUUGGGAAAUUUGAAUGGAACGAAUCUAAUCGAAUGGUACACUAUCCAUCCUUACGUGGGAUUAAAGAAUGACAUAUAACUCAGAAUGAAUAAUGAUAGAAUAAUGACGAAUCAAAUAAUGAAAUUGGCGCUAAAAUACAGACUGAAUCGAU
Anopheles nili is the source of this 5557-nucleotide messenger RNA. It is a transcript of the gene lig, whose product is annotated as protein lingerer. Gene Ontology annotation, molecular function: protein binding. Bases 28 to 4326 code for a protein of 1432 amino acids. The record is from RefSeq and is a predicted model, not a curated record. The transcript has 11 exons. Lineage: Eukaryota; Metazoa; Arthropoda; Insecta; Diptera; Culicidae. Gene Ontology annotation, cellular component: cytoplasm; nucleus.